AUGCGUUUCCACAUCGUGUCACUUAUUGCCUUUGCGGUUUCUGCCGUUGCUCUCACGCUCUCUUCUCCCAAAGCGCAGGACAAAGUUGACCUGAGCAAGCCAUUCACAAUCAAGUGGAAGUCUGUUCAAUCGGAUCCAUCCAAAUUCACCAUCAACCUGGUCAACACAAACGGCUCCAGUGCCAACAAGGAAAUUGCCAAAGACAUCACGUCCUCCGAUGGCACCUACACUGUCGACAAGGUCUGGGGCAUUCCGAAGGGAAGCGGAUACCAGCUCAACUUCAUCUCCAACGACAAAAUGAAUACCGGCAUAUUGGCUCAGUCACCGCAAUUUGAAGUCACCAAAGUUGCUGACGCGCCCCAGAACAAAACCACCUCUACUGCUUCUAGAAAUCCCGCUGCAACUGCCGCAGCACCAACUAAUUCUACCGGCGGAUCUUCGUCGCUUACGAUUCCUGUUACUUUGGGUACUCUCGUGGUGAGUCUUUUUGCUCUUGCACUCUGA
Aspergillus tanneri is the source of this 504-nucleotide messenger RNA. Its product is annotated as GPI anchored serine-threonine rich family protein. The coding region runs from base 1 to 504 and encodes 167 amino acids. The record is from RefSeq and is a predicted model, not a curated record. NCBI's taxonomy places the organism in Eukaryota, Fungi, Ascomycota, Eurotiomycetes, Eurotiales, Aspergillaceae. The transcript has 5 exons.